GCAGGGCCGCGGUGGCGGCGCUCGGCGAGGGUAACAAUGGCAGCGGCGGUGGCGGCGGGCGGCGGCGGCGCGGGGCCCGGAGCCGCGGCGGCGGCGGCGGCGGCAGGCGCCGGCGCGGGGCUGGCGGCGCUCUCGGUGGCGCGGCGGAAGGACGGCGGCCCCACGGGCAAGUUCUGGGAGAGCCCGGAGACGGUGUCCCAGCUCGACUCGGUCCGCGUCUGGCUCGGGAAGCACUACAAGAAGUAUGUUCAAGCAGAUGCUCCUACCAAUAAAACUCUGGCUGGGCUGGUAGUGCAGCUGCUGCAAUUCCAGGAAGAUGCCUUUGGAAAACAUGUCACCAAUCCUGCCUUCACAAAGCUUCCUGCAAAGUGCUUCAUGGAUUUCAAAGCUGGAGGUACAUUAUGUCACAUUCUUGGUGCUGCUUACAAAUAUAAGAAUGAACAGGGCUGGCGGAGGUUUGACCUGCAGAAUCCAUCCCGAAUGGAUCGAAAUGUGGAGAUGUUCAUGAACAUUGAGAAAACACUAGUGCAGAACAAUUGUCUGAGUAGACCAACCAUCUACCUCAUUCCAGAUAUAGAAUUGAAGUUGGCUAAUAAAUUGAAGGACAUUGUCAAACGUCACCAGGGAACAGUAACUGAAGAGAAGUCAAAGGCUACCCACCAUGUUUAUCCAAGUCCUACCUCACUGGAUGAUGAUGAGUGGUUGAGACCUGUGAUGAAAAAAGACAAGCAGGUGCUGGUACACUGGGGUUUUUUUCCAGACAGCUAUGACACUUGGGUUCAUGCUAAUGAAAUAGAUGCUGAAAUUGAGGAUCCUCCAAUUCCUGAAAAGCCAUGGAAGGUUCAUGCCAAGUGGAUUUUGGACACAGACAUAUUCAAUGAGUGGAUGAAUGAAGAGGAUUACGAGGUAGAUGAGAACAGGAAAUCAGUGAGUUUUCGGCAGAGAAUCUCCAUGAAGAAUGAAGAGCCUGUGCGUAGUCCAGAGAGGAGAGACAGGAAGGCAGCAGCAAGUACAAGGAAGAGAAAGCAUUCUCCCUCUCCACCUCCCACUCCAGUGGAAUCAAGAAAAAAGACAGGGAAGAAAGGACAAGCAGCCUUGUAUGGAAAAAGGAGAGGGCAGAAAGAAGAAGAUGAACAAGAAGAUCUUACUAAGGAUAUGGAGGACCCUACACCAGUUCCCAACAUAGAAGAAGUAGUACUUCCCAAAAAUGUGAACCCAAAGAAAGACAGUGAAAACACACCUGUGAAAGGAGGAACAGUAGCAGACCUAGAUGAACAGGAUGAAGAGACAGUGACAACAGGAGGAAAGGAAGAUGAAGAUCCUAACAAGGGUGAUCAAAGUCGAUCAAUUGAUCCAGGUGAAGAUAACGUCACAGAACAGACCAACCACAUCAUUAUUCCAAGCUAUGCAUCAUGGUUUGACUACAACUGUAUUCAUGUGAUCGAACGUCGUGCUCUUCCUGAAUUCUUCAAUGGAAAAAACAAGUCCAAGACUCCAGAAAUAUAUCUGGCUUACCGCAACUUCAUGAUUGAUACCUAUCGCUUAAACCCUCAAGAGUACUUGACCAGCACUGCCUGCAGAAGGAACCUGACUGGAGAUGUGUGUGCUGUCAUGAGAGUACACGCUUUUCUGGAGCAGUGGGGUCUUAUUAAUUACCAAGUGGAUCCAGAAAGCCGUCCCAUGGCAAUGGGCCCUCCCCCUACUCCUCACUUCAACGUGCUUGCUGAUACACCCUCUGGACUUAUGCCUCUCCAUAUCCGCACUCCACAGAUUCCAGCUGCUCAGCAGAUGUUGAGUUUCCCAGAGAAAAACAAAGAGAAGCCUACUGAUCUGCAGAACUUUGGGCUUCGCACAGACAUUUAUUCAAAAAAGACUUUAGCAAAGAGUAAAGGUGCAAGUGCCGGAAGAGAAUGGACAGAACAAGAGACAUUGCUGCUAUUAGAAGCUCUAGAGAUGUACAAAGACGACUGGAACAAAGUCUCGGAGCAUGUUGGGAGCCGCACUCAAGAUGAGUGUAUUCUACAUUUUCUGAGACUUCCUAUUGAAGACCCGUAUUUGGAGAACUCUGAUGCAUCUCUUGGUCCACUGGCCUACCAACCUGUACCUUUCAGCCAGUCUGGAAAUCCAGUGAUGAGUACUGUUGCUUUUCUGGCAUCUGUGGUGGAUCCUCGGGUGGCAUCAGCUGCAGCAAAGGCUGCAUUAGAGGAGUUUUCUCGAGUCAGAGAGGAGGUACCCCUGGAACUAGUUGAAGCUCAUGUAAAGAAAGUACAGGAGGCAGCAAGAGCCUCUGGGAAGGUGGAUCCAACAUACGGACUGGAGAGCAGCUGCAUUGCUGGAACAGGUCCAGAUGAGCCAGAGAAGAUCGAUGGGGUUGAAGAAGAAAAAAUGGAAACGGACGCAGAUGGCCAACAGUCUGAAAAGGUUGAAAACAAAGGGGAAAGUGAAAUUGAGGAAGGUGAUAAAAUACAAGAAGGAGAAAAUGAGAGAAAUCCAGAAAAAGAACAAGAUAGUGAAGUGACUGCUGAUGCCAAGCCAGAAGAGAAGGAGGCAGAAGAGAACAAGGAGAAUGUUGAUGCAAGCAAAGACAAAGAGAAUGAGGCUGGGAAGAAGAAAGUGGAACAUGAAAUUUCAGAAGGAAAUGUAGCUACAGCUGCAGCUGCAGCUCUUGCCUCAGCUGCCACCAAAGCAAAGCACCUAGCAGCAGUGGAAGAAAGAAAGAUCAAGUCCCUUGUCGCUCUUUUGGUGGAAACACAGAUGAAGAAACUGGAGAUAAAACUUCGUCAUUUUGAGGAGUUGGAAACCAUUAUGGACAGAGAGAAAGAGGCAUUAGAACAACAGAGACAGCAGCUGCUGACAGAACGCCAGAAUUUUCAUAUGGAGCAACUGAAAUACGCUGAAUUAAGGGCUCGUCAGCAAAUGGAGCAGCAGCACAGUCAGAACCCACAGCAGUCUCACCAGCAUUCCAGUGGGCCUGGCAUGAACCCCCUUGGAGCACCAGCACAUCCAGGCUUACUGCCUCAUCAGCAGCCCCCUCCAUACCCAAUGAUGCACCACCAAAUGCCACCACCUCACCCACCACAACCAGGUCAGAUACCAGGGCCAGGUUCGAUAAUACCUGGACAGCCAAUGCCAGGCCGGAUGAUGCCAAGUGUGUCAGCCAACAUCCAUCCAGCUGGUAGCGGUCCUCCUCCACCUGGCAUGUCACCGAUGUCGGGAAACCUAAUUGGACCUCGCGUUCCUUUAGCAGCUCCAAAUGGCAUGUAUCCCCCUCCUGCACAGCCACCUCCACCAGCAGAAGGGGUGACCCCACCUCCAGCAGGAGCCCCACCGGCUUCAGUAGCUCCUUAAGUGGUCAAGAAAGAAGGAACUUCUACAGCAGCAUAGUGGUGACCAAAAAAUGAAUUCCUCAGUUACCUUCUGUUCCCUUUGGAGGUUUUUGCCUCUGGUUGGCCUGCCCCUGUCGUGUAUGUGUGCGUAUACAUACACAAGUACAAGCACAUGCACAGUGUCUCCCCUCACUGCCUCCACUACUCUUAGCUUGGCAAUACCUGGCAUUCCUUUGGGAAACCUUUGAUCAAAGGUGCCAGUAAUGCCUCCAUAUUGCUGGCAGGAAGUCCUUUAUGCUUUGGUCUGCUUGCCUUUCAGAGUGUGCUUGACUCUGGUUUUCUUUCAUCUUGGUGUUUUGAGCUUUGAGUUCUCCUGGGGAGGGUAAAAAAGUUUUUAAGGUGGAGGCAUUAACUGAGCUUUUAGGAUGUAGCAGAUGCCCUCUCCACCUGUGAUUUAAUGUUUUAGGUUCUCCAGGUAAAGUGAGCAAAGCAUCACGAUUGAAUGCCAAACCAGUGAUUUGGGCAGAAAAGAAAAAUAAGGGCAUGCUGUAGCACAGAAGGUGCAGGAAUGCCAGCUAUAUUCAUUACAGAUACCUGAUCAUUAAGGACAGUAGCUGAGUCCUGGGGCUGCCUCACUAACUUAUUAAAGAAAAUAUUGAUCCAGUGCGAAUGAAGCCAGGAGUGAAUCAAUUGGAAUAAAACCACUCAAUGGUAGGAGUUUUCUUGCUCCAGUUUUUACUUUUUCUUUUUUCUUCUUCCUUUUUUUUUUUUUUUAAUCCUUUGAAGGUGGUAGUUGAAUCUUCCCUCUGAGUAGUUUGGUACAGUAGCCAACUGAGGGAAAAAAAAACAAACAUGAUUUUUAGACCCUCUUUUUGGAGCAUAUACUUUUUACUUUUAAAAAAUGAACAAAAAAAGUAGAUAGUGAUGAAGUACUAGCAUAAGGGAUUGGGUUGGGAUGGCUGGGGUGUGAAUACCAGAACUACCUCCUGCAGACAGCCGAGGUGGGCAGGAUUCAGUGAACGUGGUACGCUUCUUCUGGAAUUGGAGGUGAGAGAGCUGCUCAAUUCACACAUCACCUUCCACUCACUGACCUCCAUCAGCCAAUUUAUCUGUGGGGCUGUGCGUAAGGGAACGAGUUCAGCAGGCAAAUCCAAGAGCACUCUUUGAGACCACCAGUGCACCAGUACUGCUAAUACAGACAUGUUCAGUACACCAAAAACUGCUUUGUUUGCUAGUUGUUAGUGGCUGCAAAAGAAUCCUUUGCCAGCUGUAUGGUUCAGAUUCACUGCGUCCUUCCUAGGAGAAGAGGGUUUGACAGGUUUCCUCGCCAAAGCUCUGAAGACUGCUCACUCAUUUAAGGGGUGGCUUUGAGUGACCGAGUGCAAGGUGGUGUUCUAAAGCUUGACCGGGGAGAUGUCUCCCAAAUAAUCUGGAAACUUGCAAAACCACUUAAAAUAAGGUGUAAAAGAAAAAAAAGAGAAGAAAAGAAGAAAAAGAUUUGCUUUGAAGAGCACUCAGGUGUUUGACUCCUCCAUGUUAAUGAUUGAACUUCCCAGAUCCUGAGAGUGUAUGUGUGGAGUAACCAUUUCUGGGCUGUCUGCACAUCAGCUGCGUGCUCAGACGGUUGUCUACGGCCUUGUUACUUCCAGUGCAUAGGAAUAACGCUUUCCACUGUCAAGCUCUAAGAAUCCACAGUGCCUAGCAGAGAACGGUCAGGGCCUGCCUGCCUCCCACCUCUCAUGAGGAAUUCAUGCCUAAUGUUCCUUUUCCUUCCAGGGUCUUUGGGGUGAGCAUGGAAUUUGGGUUCAGACCGUAGUCUGGUUUAGAAUAACCUCAGGUUGUUUUUAGUGUGAUCAAAUAUAAAGGAUCCAGAUGGAGACUAUUUUUUACUGUACUAGUGAUGAUCCUACAGAGUACCUGAAUUCUUGACACUGUUGUGUUUCUGUAUAAAUAAUACAUGUGCUGACUUUUUCAUCUGAUCCUAUGUAUAGGGCCGAUUUUAUUCCUGCAACACAGCCACCCAAUUUUGUGAAAUAAAAAAAAAAAAGUGUUUUUUGUACAAAA
This is a messenger RNA of Rhea pennata, 5390 nucleotides long. RefSeq names its product SWI/SNF related, matrix associated, actin dependent regulator of chromatin subfamily c member 1 (gene SMARCC1). NCBI's taxonomy places the organism in Eukaryota, Metazoa, Chordata, Aves, Rheiformes, Rheidae. The record is from RefSeq and is a predicted model, not a curated record. Gene Ontology annotation, biological process: positive regulation of DNA-templated transcription. Bases 37 to 3348 code for a protein of 1103 amino acids. Gene Ontology annotation, cellular component: nBAF complex; SWI/SNF complex; npBAF complex. Gene Ontology annotation, molecular function: nucleosomal DNA binding; histone binding. The transcript has 28 exons.